This is a messenger RNA of Racocetra fulgida, 1421 nucleotides long. NCBI's taxonomy places the organism in Eukaryota, Fungi, Glomeromycota, Glomeromycetes, Diversisporales, Gigasporaceae. The record is from the annotation of a GenBank genome assembly.
AGAAUGCACGAAAUCAAAUAAUAGAGGAUCCAACAGGCGCAUGGGAAGACUCGGAUGAUGAGAAAGUUUGUGUAUCAUUACAAAGUAAAAAUAUAUUAAAAAAAUUAAGAAAGGAUGAAGAUGAGGAUGUUAUAUCCGGUGAUCAAUAUGAGAAGAGACUAAGACAACAAUUUGAGAAACUAUACCCAACGCCUAAUUGGGCCACUGUUCCUUCGAAACGAAAAAGACAAACUCAAGACAAUUCUGACUCAUCAGAUGAUGAACCACCGGAAGUGUUAGACAUUCGCAAUGAGUCUGAUACAAAUAAUCAAUUGGAUACAGCAAAAAAGUUAAUAUCAAAAAAAAAGCUUGAAGUUACAAAAAUGAAACAUGCGAAUCAACAGACUUAUUCACAAAGUGUAAUUCAAAGUAUCGCUUUUCAUCCAAAUGCACAAGUUGCCAUGACCGCUGGGUUAGAUAAAACAAUACGCUUAUUUCAAAUCGAUGGUAAAAUCAAUCCGAAAAUCCAAUCAGUCGUACUGAAAGAUCUACCCAUUUAUCGAGCAGCAUUCAACCCAAAUGGGACUGAGAUUAUUGUCACUGGACGGAAAAAAUACUUUUAUAUAUUUAAUAUUGAAGCUGGGAACAUCAACAAAUCUAACGGGAUUUAUGGGUUCCGAGAUAAAUCUCUGGAAAAUUUUUCAAUUUCUCCUUGCGGAAAAUAUAUUGUUUUUGCAGGCAGCAGUGGAUAUUUGGUUUUGGUCAGCAAUCGAACCAAGCAAUGGGUCGCAAACAUGAAAAUGAAUGGUACUGUUACAUCUGUUGAUUGGUCUAGUGAUAGUCGAUAUUUGUAUUCAGUUGGAAGUGAUGCAGAAGUAUAUCAAUGGGAUGUUAAAUCUGGGGAAAUCGGUCCACAUUAUUUUGUGCAUUACAAGGGGUGGAAAAAAACGUAUUGGGUUCCAGAAGAGAGAGUUGUAAAAUACAAUGACGCUAACUUGGCUAGACAAAAGCAACUAAAGGACACAUAUACUAAUAAGAAAAAGAAAUCUGCAAACAAAGAACGACAGAGCACCCCUUCCCAGGAACCUUUACGAUUAAUGCAAGCUCGUACAAAUAAUUUUGCACACAAUCGCCAAAAGAUUGCUAAUAGAGGCCAGCAGAAAAGUUCUUCUCCCGAGCAGCCAGAGAGCCCUAAUUCAGAUGCAAGCUCCAUUAAGCAAGAGGAUGAAGAAAUGUUAGACAUUAAAGAAGAACAUUUAGAAACAGAUAGUGAUGUUCAAGAAAAUCAAAGCCAGCCACGCACCAAAAAACGUAAAUCGAUAGACGAAGAUGAAGAUGAAGAAGAAGAAUUUAUGAAUCGUCUUGAAAUUAAAAUCUCUCUGCCUGAAUCACUAAAAUGCAGAUUGAUAGAUGAUUGGGAAAACAUCACAAGAAAUCAUGCA